AUGGUGAGCGCGGCGCCGCGGAUGCGGGCACACUGGCGCGGCGGGGACAGGCUGCGAACGGCACGUCGCGCGCACACACCCCUCUGGGCAGCCCCGCCCCCCACAUCCGGGCACACUCCCUCCACCGGAGGACCCCCGCUCUUCGCCUACUUCCUGCCUGGGCCCCGCCCACAAGGCUUAGGCCACGAGGAAGAGCCCUUGGAACUGAGCCUGGAUAUGCCCACCACCGCGGAGCCCCUCUCCAGCGAGACGGACAAAGAGGUGGUGUCCCCAGUUGUGGCCAGUGGGUCCGGCAUCCCCAUGGGGGAUGAGCCAGGCCCUGACCGGGCAGCCACUCCCCCAGUGUGGGGACUUGGAGGACCUGCAGGGGACAGCACUCAGCCCAUCCCUGGACCUAGCCCCGGCACAGUGUCUGGGACCACUGAAGACCUGCGACCUCCCAGACGUCGCCCGCCACCAGGGAAGCAGGUCCCCUGCUCCAGUCCAGGCUGCUUCCUCAGUUUCUCCAGUGUGCGGGACCUGGCGCAACAUCUUCGAACCCACUGCCCGCCCACACAGUCCCUGGAAGGCAAGCUCUUCCGAUGCUCGGCCCUGAGCUGCGCGGAGACCUUCCCCAGCAUGCAGGAGUUGAUGGCUCACAGCAAGCUGCACUACAAACCCAACCGCUACUUCAAGUGUGAGAACUGCCUCCUGCGCUUCCGCACGCACCGCUCGCUCUUCAAGCAUCUGCAUGUUUGCGCCGAGCAUGCGCAGAGCCCAGCCCCGCCGCCGCCGCCCCCCGCCCUCGACAAGGAGCCGCCGGCGCCCGAGCGCCCCCCGGAGGCCGACUCCGCGUCGGCGCCCGGCCUGCCGCUGCCCUUGCUCGAGCCCUUCACGACCCCCGCCCCGACCCCCGCCGGCCCCUUCCUACCCUACUUGAACCCCGCUCCCUUUGGCCUGAGCCCCCCACGCCUACGCCCCUUCCUGGCCACCGCGCCCGGGCCGCCCACCUCCAGCGCCGCCGUCUGGAAAAAGAACCAAGGUGCCAGCGGCAGCCCCCGGAAGCCCCAGGGCGGCGCCGAAGCGUCCUCAGGGCACGCGGCCCCGAGCCGCAUCGUGUGGGAGCACACGCGCGGCCGCUACUCGUGCAUGCAGUGCGCCUUCUCCACCGCCUCGCGACCCGCCAUGACGCUGCACCUGGAGGACCACCGCCCCACGGGCCCCGCGCCCGGGCCGCCCCGCCCCGACAGCCCGGCGGACCCGGCCCCGCUUGCGCCCAAGGUGCCGCCGACACCGCCACCACCGCCACCGCCGCCAGAAGGGGAGCGUCCGGUUUUCUUGCCGCUCUGA
Elephantulus edwardii (Cape elephant shrew) is the source of this 1329-nucleotide messenger RNA. It is a transcript of the gene ZNF414, whose product is annotated as zinc finger protein 414. Lineage: Eukaryota; Metazoa; Chordata; Mammalia; Macroscelidea; Macroscelididae. Bases 1 to 1329 code for a protein of 442 amino acids. The record is from RefSeq and is a predicted model, not a curated record. The transcript is spliced from 8 exons.